Daphnia carinata is the source of this 1969-nucleotide messenger RNA. RefSeq names its product protein angel homolog 2-like (gene angel). NCBI's taxonomy places the organism in Eukaryota, Metazoa, Arthropoda, Branchiopoda, Diplostraca, Daphniidae. The transcript has 3 exons. Gene Ontology annotation, molecular function: 3'-5'-RNA exonuclease activity. The coding region runs from base 149 to 1708 and encodes 519 amino acids. The record is from RefSeq and is a predicted model, not a curated record.
AGAUGAUAUCCGCGGAUGACAACAUCCCAUAUCCAGUAUGAUUUCCAUGGCAUACCGUUCCACUUUCCAAAUACGCAGUAUAUCGUCCCAGAGGUCGCUCACCUCCGUUCUCAGCUUUCGCAUGUUGCAUUAUCUCUACACGUGAUACAUGACGUGUACCCUUCGCCCUAUUCUCUCGGUUAGGUGCAGAUUUUUGUGUCAACCGCUUUGCCUUGUGACUGCUGAUUUGAAAAUGUCCAGUGAAAAAAAAACAUUUGUUAGAAGGCAUUUGGGUGCAAAACAUCACUACACCCCCAGCAGUCAAUCAAUUAGAACAACUGGAAUAACAAUGUCAGGACCAAAAACAUAUCAAAACAAUGCCAAAACUUUCGAAAAUCACCAAAGAAGACAAGUGCAUGCAUAUGAUUGUGUUGAUGUCUUAAUGGAGGAAUCAGAGGCCCAUCGAAUCAAGCGUAAUGAAACAAGAAUCAGACACAGGCUCAGUUCCUUAAGGAAAUGGGAAUAUACAAAACUUGGUACUGAGCUUCAAAAACAAAAAAUCAAGCAGCCUCCCCAUUCUCUUAAAUUUACUGUGCUGUCUUAUAAUGUGUUGGCACAACACCUCUUGGAAGAGCAUAUUUACCUAUACAGGAAUGUUGAGACAGAGGCACUUAAUUGGGAUAAACGUGCUGAAAGAAUACUGAGAGAAGUAACAAACACCUAUGCUGACAUUCUAUGUCUCCAAGAAGUUCAGUCAGAUCACUAUGAUACAUUUUAUGUUCCAAGACUCACAGCCAUGGGAUUCAAAGGAGUGUAUAAGAAACGCACCGGGAACAAACGUGACGGUUGCGCCAUAUUUUUCCGUCAUUCGAAAUUCGAAUUGAAGAAAAGCAUUCCGGUGGAGUAUUGCAAACCAAAUGUGGAAAUUCUUGACCGUGACAAUAUUGGUUUAAUAGCGCUACUUACCCCACGCGUGUUACAGUCGAAGCACGUUUCCGAUGAAGACUUGCCUUUCAUUGUAGUGGCUACAACCCAUCUUCUUUACAAUCCUAGACGGCACGAUAUCAAGCUUGCACAAUUACAAUUACUCUUCGCAGAAUUAGAUCGAAUCGCCUCCGAUUCACGGAAACCAAACUCUGAGAAGACUAACUGCGCAUCUUAUCAUCCUACUAUCCUGACCGGAGAUUUUAAUUUGACACCGGAUACCAGCAUCUACCAGUUCAUCACGCAGGGUUCUCUACUGUACAAAGGCUUGAGUAGACGACAAUUAACUCUUGACGCUCGAGGCCAUACGCUUGAAAAUGAACUCAUACCGCCACACCUCAACAUCACAGAUCAAUGUCAACAUCUCAAUUCUACUGGAGAACGCACUCUACAGGAGAACUUCACGAUUGCGAAAUCAGAGCUGUCUAAGGCCGAGUGUUCUGUUUUACGCUUCGCAAGUGGUCAGCUGUCACAUCAGCUUCAGCUGCAGUCUGUUUAUCCACAUCGCACGAAUCGUUUUAACGGAGCUAAAGAGGCCACUACGUACCAAAACGAUUGGGUGACAGUUGACUACAUUUUCCACAACGGUCGUGAGUCCCUGAGACCGAAUCUGCAACUACUCAGUCGUUUGGGAUUGCUCACUGGAGAAGAAUUAGAUGCACUUGGUGGUAUACCUUCAUUGGCUUCACCUUCUGAUCAUUUACCAUUGGCUGCGCGCUUUAUCUGGAAUUAUAGAAAAGCAUAAAAUUUGUAGCAGCACAAUUUUGUGCAUUCCCUCAAUUAGGCAUGACAUUGAAAACGCGUUGUAAUGAAGAUUGUUAGUAAAGUACAGUUGUAUCUUGGUGUUACCUACUGAAAUGAGAUGCACUUAGCCGUUGUCCAUAUAAAUUUUGCCCGUCGAAAAAUUGGUAGGUAUAGCCCAGUUAAAAAUUUUACAACGUCGCUUAUAUUAAAAUUAUGUAGCAGUGUUAUGCCCAACACUUCAUCAGUUGCAUUGAACAUUUAU